Molecule: messenger RNA, 1218 nt
Organism: Colletotrichum navitas
Lineage: Eukaryota; Fungi; Ascomycota; Sordariomycetes; Glomerellales; Glomerellaceae
Product: AFG1-like ATPase
Exons: 2
Coding region: 1-1218 (405 amino acids)
Biological process (GO): protein quality control for misfolded or incompletely synthesized proteins
Cellular component (GO): mitochondrion; cytoplasm
Molecular function (GO): ATP hydrolysis activity; ATP binding
Source: RefSeq, a predicted model, not a curated record
AUGUUUGGAUCUUGGUUCGGCGGAGGCAAGGCGGCCCGGGUCACGAUAGGCGCGAUUCCGAGCAACCUCCCCCGCGGUCUCUAUCUCUAUGGCGACGUCGGCAGCGGCAAGACAAUGCUUAUGGACCUCUUUUACGACACACUGCCGAGCUCCGUCAAGACUAAGACGAGAAUACACUUCCACAACUUCAUGCAGGACGUCCACAAGCGGCUCCACAAGAUGAAGAUGCAGCACGGCGUCGAUAUCGACGCUGUGCCGUUCGUCGCGGCUGAUAUUGCAGCCAAGGGCAACGUUCUCUGCUUCGACGAGUUCCAGUGUACAGACGUGGCGGACGCCAUGAUUUUGAGAAGGCUACUUGAAUCGCUCAUGUCACAUGGCGUCGUACUGGUCACGACCUCGAACCGACACCCCGACGAACUCUACAAGAACGGAAUCCAGCGAGAAUCCUUCGUUCCGGCGAUCAAGUUGCUCAAGAGCAGGCUCCACGUUAUUAAUCUGGACUCGCCGACAGACUACCGCAAGAUCCCGAGACCCCCUUCGGGCGUGUACCAUACACCGCUUGAUGCCCACGCCAGCUCCCACGCUGAGAAGUGGUUCCACUUCCUUGGCGACCCCGAGAACCCGUCGCCGCACUCGGAGGUGCAGAACGUCUGGGGUCGCGAGAUUCACGUCCCGCGUGUUAGCGGGCGCUGUGCGUGGUUCACAUUUGACGAGCUCAUCGGCAAGGCGACGUCGGCGGCGGACUACCUCGAACUCGUGCGCAACUACGACGCCUUCGUCAUUACCGACGUACCUGGAAUGACGUACCACCAGCGGGACCUGGCACGUCGCUUCAUCACCUUCAUCGACGCCGUUUACGAGUCGCACGCGAAGCUUGUCCUGACGACUGAGAAGCCCCUGACGGAACUCUUCGUCUCGCGCGCCGAGCUGGAGGAAUCACUGGGGAAGCAGGAUAAGAAGGACUUUGGCCAAAGCGAUAGCGGCGCGACACAUCUCCUGGAGGACAUUGAUCACAACAUUGAUUCGAUCAAGGGCCUCCAGGGCUUAUUCUCGGGCGAUGAGGAGGCUUUCGCGUUUGCGCGUGCGCUUUCGCGUCUGAGCCACAUGGGCAGCAAGGAGUGGGUUGAGCGCGGCAUGGGCUUGGAGCAGCAAGGCGGAAAGAAGGAGCGCGACGACUGGGCUAAGGUCCGGAGUCGACAGAUGGAGGACAGCAUGUGA